AUGGAUCCUGUUGAUAAAAUGAAACUGGUAGAAUCUUUGUGUCAAGUGUUACAGUCUGCUGGGUUUUUCAGCAUUGACCGGGAAGAAGAUGUUGACUUCCUGGCCAGAUUUUCUAAAUUGGUCAAUGGAAUGGGACAGUCAUUGAUAGUUAGCUGGACUAAAUUAAUUAAAAAUGGGGAUAUCAAAAAUGCUCAGGAGGCACUGCAAGGUACUGAAACAAAGGUGGCGCUGAUGUUGCAGCUCCUAAUUCAUGAGGAUGAUGACAUCUCUUCUAACAUUAUUGGAUUUUGUUACGAUUAUCUUCAUAUUUUGAAACAGCUUACAGUGCUUUCGGAUCAACAAAAAGCUAAUGUAGAGGCAAUCAUGUUGGCCGUUAUGAAAAAAUUAACUUACGAUGAAGAAUAUAACUUUGAAAAUGAGGGUGAAGACGAAGCCAUGUUUGUAGAAUAUAGAAAACAACUGAAGUUAUUGUUGGACAGGCUUGCUCAAGUUUCACCAGAGUUACUGCUGGCUUCUGUUCGCAGAGUGUUCAGUUCUACACUGCAGAACUGGCAGACUACACGGUUUAUGGAAGCUGAAGUGGCAAUAAGAUUGCUGUAUAUGUUGGCAGAAGCUCUUCCAGUAUCUCAUGGUGCUCACUUCUCAGGGGAUGUUUCAAAAGCUAGUGCUUUGCAGGAUAUGAUGCGAACUCUGGUGACAUCAGGAGUUAGUUCCUAUCAACACACAUCUGUGACAUUGGAGUUCUUCGAAACGGUUGUUAGAUACGAAAAGUUUUUCACAGUUGAACCUCAGCACAUUCCAUGUGUACUAAUGGCUUUCUUAGAUCACAGGGGUCUGUGGCACCCUAGUGCUAAAGUCCAGAGCAGAACCGCUCACCUAUUCUCCAGAUUUGUUAAAUCUCUCAACAAACAAAUGAAUCCUUUCAUUGAGGAUAUUCUGAAUAGAAUACAAGAUUUAUUAGAGCUUUCUCCACCUGAGAAUGGUUACCAGUCCUUGUUGAGCAGCGACAAUCAAUUAUUUAUCUAUGAGACAGCUGGAGUGCUAAUUGUUAAUAGUGAGUAUCCAGCAGAGCGGAAGCAGGCAUUAAUGAGGAAUCUGUUGACUCCACUCAUGGAGAAGUUUAAAAUUGUUAGAAAAAUUGAUGCUGGCACAGGACGAAGAAAGGCAGGCAUCUCUAGCAGACUGUCUCAACCAUGCUGUUGGAUUUGCUAG
This is a messenger RNA of Rangifer tarandus platyrhynchus (Svalbard reindeer), 1212 nucleotides long. The record is from the annotation of a GenBank genome assembly. Lineage: Eukaryota; Metazoa; Chordata; Mammalia; Artiodactyla; Cervidae.